GUAAACAAUCCGCGCUCACACUGCACACUUUGUUUUUGCGGGGGUAAAUUGCAAAUAAAAACAUUCAAAGAUUGAACAAGAAGUUGUGCAAAUACAAUGAACCGCUACGCGGUCAGCUCUCUGGUGGGCCAAGGCUCCUUUGGCUGCGUUUACAAGGCGCAGCGGCGCGACGACGACAAAGUGGUGGCCAUCAAAGUCAUUUCCAAGCGCGGCCGAUCGAAUCGAGAGCUAAAGAAUCUGCGCAGGGAGUGCGACAUUCAGGCACGCCUCAAGAAUCCCCACGUCAUCGAGAUGAUCGAGUCCUUCGAGUCGAAGUUUGAUCUGUUUGUGGUCACGGAAUUCGCCCUGAUGGAUCUGCACCGUUACUUGUCCUUCAACGGGGCCAUGCCCGAGGAGCAUGCGCGACGUGUGAUUGGCCACUUGGUCUCGGCGCUGUACUAUCUGCACUCGAAUCGCAUCCUGCACCGCGACCUGAAGCCACAGAACGUCCUACUGGACAAGAACAUGCACGCCAAGCUCUGUGACUUUGGCCUCGCGCGCAACAUGACCCUGGGCACCCACGUGCUGACAUCGAUCAAGGGCACACCGCUGUACAUGGCGCCCGAGCUGCUGGCGGAGCAGCCGUACGACCAUCAGGCGGACAUGUGGUCCCUCGGCUGCAUCGCGUACGAGAGCAUGGCGGGGCAGCCGCCAUUCUGCGCCACCUCCAUCCUGCAUCUGGUGAAGCUGAUCAAGCACGAGGACGUCAAGUGGCCGAGCACGCUGAGCAGCGAGUGCCGCUCCUUUCUGCAGGGACUGCUCGAGAAGGACCCGGGCAUGCGCAUCUCCUGGACCCAGCUGCUCUGCCAUCCCUUUGUCGAGGGCAAGCUCUACAUUGCCGAGGUGCAGCCGGAGGCGGCACAGGCCUCGCCCUUCAUCAACCCCAAAGCGGCCAAGGGGCGUGUCCAGAAGGCCAGCCAGCGGACGGCCGACUUGAACGAUGUGCUGGCGGCCCUGCAGCUGGGUGAGGCGGGCACCAACGAGAACCUGAGCACCUCACGGGACAGCAUCAAUGCCAUUGCGCCCAGCGACAUUGAGCAGCUGGAAACGGAUGCCGAGGACAAUGGUCACCGCGUGCUGGUGCCCUUCGCCGACAUCUCCUUCCGGGACCUGCCGCCCGACGAGUCAGCCUCGGCUGACGCUGGGCCGCUGGUCAACUCGCAGACCUGCUACGUCAGCGGCAACUCCAAUAUGAUACUCAACCAUCAGAACGAUAACUUCCCCGCCGAUGUGCAGGCAGGGGGCGCCAAGGGUGUGGCCGCCAAGCUGAGGGCAGCGCUGAACCUGCGCCAAUCGUCGCGCAGCAAGGAUCUGGAGAAGCGCAAACUCAGCCAGAACUUGGAUAACUUCUCGCUGCGUCUCGGCCAGAGCAUUGACACGGAGACGCAACGCAAGACAACGGAGAUGCUGACCGCGCAGGAGCGCAAGUGCCGCGACAAGGAGCAGCCGCAGCCACAGGCGCAGGCACAGGCACAGCUGAAGCAAUCGCUGCACUCAACCAACGAGGAGAAGCUAAGCAGCGAUAAUACGCCGCCCUGCCUGCUGCCCGGCUGGGACAGCUGCGACGAGUCGCAGAGUCCGCCCAUCGAGAACGACGAGUGGCUGGCAUUCCUGCAUCGCUCCAUACAGGAGCUGAUGGACGGCGAGUUCGACUCGCUGAAGCAGCACAAUCUCGUCAGCAUCAUUGUGGCGCCGCUGCGCAACUCCAAGGCCAUACCCAAGGUGCUGCAGAGUGUCGCGCAGCUGCUCUCGCUGCCCUUUGUACUCGCCGAGCCGCUGAUGCUCGUCGAUCUCGAUCUGAUACGCAAUGUCUAUGUGGAUGUGAAGCUCGUGCCGAACCUCAUGUAUGCCUGCAAGCUGCUGCUCUCCCAUCGCCAGCUCAGCGACUCGGCAGCCUCUGCGCCGCUCUGCACCCUGGGCUCGCUCAGCCGCACAAUGCGCAGCAUACCGGAGCUCAGUGUCGAGGAGAUGGGCACCGCGUGCAGCCUGUACGAGUUGGUCUGCCACUUGGUCCACCAGCAGCAGCAGUUCCUCAGCCAGUUUUGCGAUGCGAUUGCCAUCCUCGCCGUCAACGAUCUCUUUCUCAAUUUCCUCACCCACGAGUUCCAGCACGCGGACUCGGACUCCAGCUCGGUGCGUCUCGCUGGCUGCAUGCUGGCGCUGAUGAGCUGUGUGCUGCGCGAACUGCCCGAGAACGCGGAGCUGGUGGAGCGCAUCGUGUUCAGUCCACGUCUGCGCUUCGCCGCCCUACUCCAGAGCCGGCACCAGCUGUUGCGGCAACGCGCCUGCCAACUGCUGCGUCUGCUCGCCCGCUUCAGCCUGCGCGGUGUGCACUGCAUGUGGGGCGCCGAACUGCGCAGCGCCCUGCAGUCACUCGCCGAGCAGCAGCACUGCCCGGCCGUACGCCUGGAGGCGGCCCAGACCCUCGACGAGCUGAGCCAAUUCAGUUUCUUUGUGGCCUAGCAGCCCACCGCUUUAUUCGCAUCAAUCGGUGGCAGCGACAGCGCCGCUAGCCGAACAGAUCCUGCAGGUUGCCCUGCAAGUAGUCGAGCAGUUCGUCGAUGUAGCCACCGAAGCGGUCGAAAUUGAGCAGCGAGUCCUCGUUGCAGUCCUGCUCGUACAUUUCGUUCAGCUUCGAGAUGUCCUUGUCGGAGAGGCCGCGUCGCUGGCCCAGCGAGGCGUACGGAUCCUGCAGCAGAUAAAAUAGAUAUUAGACAUAAGAAGAUUUAUGCAUCGAGUGAGAGGAGCGAGUGGGCUACUCGCUGCUUUCCAUAGAUUUAAUGCCUGACUCGUUGCUAGUUUGUAGCUUUUGGUUUUAGCAUAAAUCACGUAAGAAUUGAA
Molecule: messenger RNA, 2880 nt
Organism: Drosophila subobscura
Lineage: Eukaryota; Metazoa; Arthropoda; Insecta; Diptera; Drosophilidae
Gene: fu
Product: serine/threonine-protein kinase fused
Exons: 4
Coding region: 97-2502 (801 amino acids)
Biological process (GO): protein phosphorylation
Cellular component (GO): cytoplasm
Molecular function (GO): protein kinase activity; ATP binding
Source: RefSeq, a predicted model, not a curated record